AUGUCAGGACAACAAGAGAUUAGGUAUUUGGGAGUCACGCCGCCCAUAUCGACUGAUCCACCUAAGGAGAGUGAUGUGAGGUCCAGUGAGGCUUUGAUGGGUGAUCUGGUGUCUUUGAACCAAUUUGAAUCAGAACAAGAACGUAAAGUCCGAGAACGACUAUUAUCGAAUAUUGCUCAACUAGUCACCAAAUUCGUACAUGACGUAUCGAUCAAAUCUGGAAUGUCGGAAAAGGUAGCUUCAGAAGCUGGAGGGAGGAUAUAUACUUCUGGUUCUUAUAGACUAGGUGUACAUGGCCCAGGAUCAGAUAUUGAUACCAUCUGUGUAUGUCCCCGACACAUAUACAAGGAACAUUUCUUUGGUGAAUUUCAAGAUAUGUUGAGAGCUUGGCCGGCAGUCACGGAGAUAUCUGCAGUCCCAUCGGCUUUCGUACCAGUGAUGAAGACCGUUAUAUCUGGUGUAGAAGUGGAUCUAUUAUUUGCCAGAGUCAAUUUAGCUGAAGCGGGAGAUAAAUUGGAUAUUGAAAAGGAUGAGAUAUUAAGAGGAGUAGAUGAUGCUUCGCAGAGGAGUUUGAAUGGUCCUCGUGUGACGGAUAUGAUCCUGAAUCUUGUUCCAGACGUAGCUACUUUCCGUACAGCAUUGCGUACGAUAAGACUUUGGGCUAAGCGUCGUGGGAUCUACUCCAAUGUUCUGGGUUUUCCAGGUGGUGUAGCAUGGGCAUUAUUGACAGCUAGGAUAUGUCAGCUGUAUCCUACUGCUGCUCCUGCGACUAUUGUAGGGAAGUUCUUUCCCAUAUACUACCAAUGGAGUUGGCCUCAACCCGUGAUUCUGAAAAAGAUAGAGACUGGUCCUCCUAACAUGCAACAUUCAGUCUGGAAUCCCAAGCUCGACCGCAGAGAUAUGGCUCAUAGAAUGCCAGUCAUCACUCCUGCUUACCCAUCUAUGUGUUCCACACAUAAUAUCACGGCUAGUACAAUGAGUAUCAUCAAGAAGGAGAUGUUGAGGGCAAUGCAAAUAACCGACGAGAUAUUGAAAAACCCCGGAUCAAGCUGGAUGGAUCUAUUUGAAAGAGCCGAUUUCUUCAGCAUGUAUAAAACUUAUGUUCAUGUGGUGGCUUCUGCUUCUACGUCGGAGGGAAUCAAGGAUUGGAGCGGUAUGGUAGAAUCUCGAAUUCGUACACUAGUGCAAGAUCUGGAAAAUACAGACAACAUCCUGACUGCACAUCCGCAAGUUGGCGGUAUAUCCAACGUUUUCUACUGUCUUACGGAGGAAGAGCAAGCUGCUGCUUCUCAGGGUGAAGUUUCGCCCGAGUUGAUGAACAGGAAGGAAGAGGAUAUAAAAGAUGUACAGCUUAAGGAGGGAGAGAAUGGAGAUGAUACCGGUGCGGGUCCUAGGAAGAUUUGGACCAAGAAUUUCUUCAUUGGGUUGGAGAUCGAGAAGAAACCUAAAGACGGUCAGGGGUCGAGAGUUCUCAACUUAUUCUACCCUUCCAAACGGUUCUGCUCUGCAUGUCAGGGCUGGGACAAGUAUAAUGAGAUGGAAAUGAGCGUGAUUCUCAGGCCUGCUAAAAGAUCCGAUCUUCCCCCAUAUUGUUUUCCCGAUGGACAGCCAAAGUCCAAGAAGAAGACCAAACGAGGUCAACAGAAUGGCUCAACCGAUGUCGGAAUGGGCGAUACGGCUGAAGAAUCUAGUCAAGGACCUUCAAAACGCAGCAAAGCCACACCAUCAGAAGAGUUAUCCCAUAUUUCACUCACGACUACGACUGAAACUCCCCGACCAACCUCAUCACCUCUAACAAAUGGUGUACAAUUACCCAAUGGAGCUGAUCCCGUGCCUCCGCUCACUACUACGAAUGGCAGUGGUAGUGCCCUGCCUCCUCCACCGCCUGGCAUAGAGAACUUGCCGCCGUUAUCGUCUACUUCGCUAAGCGGCUUCGCCACUGCCGCUAAUGGUGUUGUGAACAGUGCAGAUAGGAAUACUGAUGGGUUGGUGGUCCUGAAUGCGAAUUCGAACACGAAUGAAGCCCAAGCGGCUUCCUGA
Messenger RNA from Kwoniella botswanensis, 2040 nucleotides. RefSeq lists its product as uncharacterized. The record is from RefSeq and is a predicted model, not a curated record. Gene Ontology annotation, cellular component: nucleus. The transcript is spliced from 16 exons. Bases 1 to 2040 code for a protein of 679 amino acids. Gene Ontology annotation, molecular function: RNA binding; poly(A) RNA polymerase activity. NCBI's taxonomy places the organism in Eukaryota, Fungi, Basidiomycota, Tremellomycetes, Tremellales, Cryptococcaceae.